This is a messenger RNA of Cricetulus griseus (Chinese hamster), 6827 nucleotides long. The record is from RefSeq and is a predicted model, not a curated record. Lineage: Eukaryota; Metazoa; Chordata; Mammalia; Rodentia; Cricetidae.
GAUGAGUCUCAGUUAUAAUCACCAUUGUACUCAUGCAAUAGUGCACAUGUUCAUGACUUGUUUUCUUUUUUAGAGCACAAAGUAAUCAUUGUGGGGCUGGAUAAUGCAGGGAAGACCACCAUUCUUUAUCAGUUCUUAAUGAAUGAAGUAGUUCAUACUUCUCCAACCAUAGGAAGCAAUGUUGAAGAAAUAGUUGUGAAGAACACUCAUUUUCUUAUGUGGGAUAUUGGUGGUCAAGAGUCUCUGCGGUCAUCCUGGAACACCUAUUAUUCAAACACAGAGUUCAUCAUUCUUGUUGUCGAUAGCAUUGACAGGGAACGACUGGCUAUUACAAAAGAAGAAUUAUACAGAAUGUUGGCUCAUGAGGAUUUAAGGAAAGCAGCAGUUCUCAUCUUUGCAAAUAAACAGGAUAUGAAAGGGUGCAUGACAGCAGCUGAAAUCUCCAAAUACCUCACCCUUAGUUCAAUUAAGGACCACCCAUGGCACAUCCAGUCGUGCUGUGCACUGACAGGAGAAGGGUUGUGCCAAGGUCUAGAGUGGAUGACCUCCAGGAUUGGUGUGAGAUAAUCUUUUGCUUGAAAAGACUUCUCUAUUUAUUCCGUGACAUGAACAUUUUUCCUAAUACCUUUGGCUGCUGAGGCAGCAGCAUGUUUAAUUUAUAACAACACAAACCUCUGAGCAACACUUGAAUCAAGUGCCGCUGUACUGGAACAUAAAGAUGUUUUCUUACCUUUGUUUCAGAUGCACUAAUCUUCAGUCGGAUGAGCAUAAUGUGUAACUAUGUUUGCAGCAACAGAACUCUUCUGACUGCUUAUUCUAAUUAUUCGGUGACUGCCUUGUAAAAACUGUUUGUCAUAUAUUUCAUGUUAUCUGAAGUAUUGUUAUGUCCUUUAUAACCCGUUUCUUUGACUUCUUGGCCACCACUCUCUCCCUCCCAGGUCUUAGUGGUUUGACAGAACAGUAGUAGGAAUUGUCAUCUACUACUUGUCCAGCACUAAACAUUUUGUUCUGUUCUCUACGAACCCUUUUUAUCUUUUGGACAGAAUUACAAUGAUGAAAAUCUACCUAGAAGCUGUGUGUGUGUGUGCGUGUGCGUAUGCGUGUAUGUGCGUGUGCGCACGCGCAAGAGUAAACAUCAUGAAUACUUUUGCCUUUAAAUUUUCCCUCACCUCAUUGCAUAUCAUAGUUUAAUUGUAAGUUGCUCUUUCCAUUAAGUAUUCCAUUUCUUUAUGUAAGGAAUUAAGUUCACUUUUGUGUCAACAAUGCUUGGUUAAAAACACAAGGCAAAGCAUAAAUUUGAAAGCCAGCCUCAAUGAUAAAUAUUUUUGGCUCCAUUUGAUAGCUUAAGAUUUUCACUGUAUAUAUAACUGUCAGAAUUUAGUAAAACACACCAACAUGAAAUUAAGCUAGGACACUUGGAAUAUGUUUUUCUAUCAGUUUCCUACCUGUUUUAUUGUCAGCAAAAACUUAAGCUAUUUUGUCAGCGAUACCAAACCUGCUUUAGGCAGCAGCCAAAAUACCAACAAUCCUUUUCAUUUUCUUAGGUUUGAAGGGGUAUCUGUUGGAGCAUCUUUAUCACCAGCAGUAUGUUACUGAAAGGGAAAAUACCAUUUUAAAUGUGGCUGAGGCUGAUGUGAAAGAGGUUUCAAACAGUUACAACCCCCCCCCCCAGGUACACUUUGUGUCCUAAAAUCCUAUAGGGCAUUUAGAAUAACCCUAAUCUAACCCUGGCUUUUAGAAUAUUCCUAUAAGACUCAACACUUGUAUUCUGGUUUUGUUUGGUUGAGUUUUCGAGGCAGGGUUUCAAUGAGUAGACCUUGGCCUGGAACUCACUAGGUAGAACAGGCUGUUAUAUUCUUAACAACUUAUAUGCUUUUAUUGGUUACAAAAAUAGAGGGAAAGGGCCUGAUGCAUUAGACUUACCGGACGGUAUGAAUGGUUCCCAAGGCAGUUGUCUAAGAUGAAAGUACAAGUGAACCCAAGUCUUGUCGUUACCCCUGUUAAUUUUGUGUGUGUCAUUUGCUGUAUGAAAGGGAUAUAAUGUGUACUUAGGAGUAGUUCCUCCUUUGUAGUAUUUUUUAUUUGGGUCAAAAUAAGCUUCAGUGUUCAUAAAUAUCUGCUCAAAAUUGUUACUUUAAUUUCAGGUUUUUUUGUAUGUAAAUUGCCUUAAAUUUUGCUCCCUUUCAAGUGUACUCAUUUGUUUUAUUUAGUUAAUUUAGUUGAACUUGAUUUUUUUUUUUUUUAAUUUAGUGUUGCACCCUUGAUAUGAGAAAGUGGCCAGAGGACAAGUUUUCUGGGCUGUGGGAAAUUGUUUAAACUUUGACUCUUUUUCUUAGUGAUUCUAUGCCAAGUAGAGGAUAAGUUUAAUUUUCUUGUGUGUUUUAAGUAUAACUCAUAAUCAAAAGCGAGCAAGAAAAGCAGAUAUAAAUCAAUGUGGAUGGUGUUUCUCGUUUGGGAGGUAGGAACUAAGAAAAUACCAGUUACCUAAAGCACACUUUGCCUGAACUUUACUUUUUUAUUGUUUACCAUGAACAUAAAAAAUUCUCAUAAGCCUGUCUGGAGAUAAAGUAUAUUUAAUGCCCCAAUAUUUCUUCUUAAGAAAUAAUUAUUUGUCUCCUUGUAUCUAGUAAGAUUGGCUGGUUCAAUUUUCUUCUAUCAGAUAAUAUGGUUAUUUUUUAUAUUACCACAUCAGCAUUAUAUGAAAGUGUUUUUAAUAGUUGAUUGUAUUUUGCCAAACAGCUACUAGUAUAGAUACAAAUUUGCUAUUUAAUUGUUAAAAGUACAGUUUAUUUUACUUCUAAAUCCUUUUUUAAAAGCAUAUGGUUAGUUUGGAGCAGAAGCAACAUAUGUUAGCUAUCUGAGUAUGAAAUCAGUAUUCAAGUAGACAUUGUGCCAUUGAUUGGGAUAGGGUCCAUUAGAAAGUUUAGAGGCUUUUAUCAGUUUUUGUUUACAACAGCAAGAAACUAGUUUUCCUUUACUCCAAGAGAAUGUUUGGACCCAAACAAGUAUAUGAUGCUAAAGCAUUUGGCUUAAAUGUUCACUGUAAAUCAAAUGGCUGUAAAAUAUUAUUUGAUGAAAAAUGUAAAUUUGUGAUGGUGCCUUUGUUAUUUUGAGACGAGCUCUGGAUUUUUUGCUCUGUUGUUUAGAGGUCACAUUAACAGUGAUGCGAUGGAGGGAAGGGGAUGUGUGUCUCACAUUCUCCAUUGUCUCCACAUGUUACUCUGUAAAGUUUGUAUUUGACAGACACCUCCUAUUCCUGCUUUAUACCUUCAGAAAAUUAUCUUGUAUUUUUAAUUCAAAAAAUGAAAAAAUAAGUUUAUCUAAAAUCUACUCAAUAUGUUACAGCUAAAAAAUGCAAAAAAAAAAAAAAAAACUACCCUUGCAAGUCAAGCGUGCCAUUUUCUUACCUGACCAUGCUAUCUUCACCUAGAAACACAUUUGAGAGUUACUGUAGUAGUACUUGCUUUUGUAGGGGAAUGCACAAAAUAUUUUUAUUGUUAAUGUGAUUUAAUUUCUUAAAACUGAAAAAAUAUUAAUAUAUAUAAAUAAUCUAUUGAAAACUGAGAUUUGAAUAUGUAAUGUUUGCUUUUAGCUUCUUGUGUUAACAUUCUUAAGGGAAUAGUACUUUUAUUCCUUAUUUACUAGAGAGACAAUAUAUACAUUUCAUUUUUUAAACAACAAAUUUAAAUAACUCCCAUAGUAAUAGUUCCUGCCUCUUGCAUCCUCAGUGCCACAAUUGCCGUAGCUAUUUUAAUUAAAUAUAAUUUACCUUUCAUUGUAGCAUAAAGAGAAAACAGUUAUUUUCCUGUGGGAACAAUGAAGGGUAUGGACAAUGCUAUAAACAGUAGUCUUUGAUGCUGCCAAGUAUAGACAUGAAGAAAAUUCAAGUAUAGUCUUUGAAGAAAAUUCAAAGUAUAGUCUUUGAAGAAAAUAGAACUUUCAAAUCUUUGAUGUUAUAUCUCAGAACAGAUUAUAAGCAGAAUUAUUUCCCAAAGCAUUCAUUUAAUCCUACACUGUGUAAAGCACACAGUAGCAAACAGACAGGGAUUGUGCCACUACAUGAAAAUUUAUUGGCACUUAUCUCUAGAGGCCUAUUUUGUGAGUUAACUUUUUAUCUGUGGCUCUGGAACAAAAUCCUCACACACCUAAACUUUAGUUUUAAGGGUCCUUUAAUCUCCUGUCAGUGGGUCACUUCAAGAUACAGCUUCUUGUCUGCAUUUAGGCAAACAUUGCACUGGCUGUCCAAAGAAGUGGAUUCUGAUCUUAAUCUGCCCAUUUAUCUAGUUGACCAUUGUUCAUGCCUUUCUUUUUGUUCUUCCCAAACUGAGGGGCCUUUAAGUAAGUCUCAACUGAAGGCUUAUGUACUAUUACUGUUUUUUUUUUUUAAUCUAAAAUAAUAGGGAAAUGCUUGUAUUACCACAUUUAAGUUUUUUCAUUGUUUGAGUCCCACUCCUGGAAUCACUUUCUCUAGUGUUUAUGUACAAUCAGGUUGGAACAAAAUAUAAAUUAAUAACUUUCCUUUGGCUCAAACUGAAUUUCUAGCUAAUGACAAUGCAAAAGAGAAGCCAUGUUCAUCAGAAAAUGGCAUUGGAUUGCUUAUAAAUAGCACCCAUGUGUAUUGGAAACCCUCUUCUAAAAAACAUACCUUAUUUUUCUGGCUUUGCUGACUUGAUGGAAGUGGUUAGCUUGUUCUGUUUAUUGCCUGAAGGCAUCUCAAACACUUCAGCUUUCCAGUGCUGAAAGAGUAGCUUGGAACAGGACAUCAGUAUGUUACAGACUUAAUUAAGUCCACUUAAGUGUGAAAGUGGCUGAUGUCCUCUCAUCUUUAUUUAUUUAAUAUUAGUGUGUGAAGACUGAAACCCAAGAGUCAGGUUUCAAAAGAAGGGUGUAUUUUAAGAAUUCUAGGUGACCAAAGCUAAAUAGAGGCCAAAAGGAGGGGGGAAGGAUUCUAUUAUUUUACUUUAAAGUAAGAAACAAAGUGUUCAGCUGGACCUAAAAUCAGCUUUAAUUGUAUAUUUGGUGAAAUGCUUGAAUGUUUAUUGGGAGGAUUACAAGUAUUCCAGAAAUAAAUUGAAAAUCAGACAAACUUGGUAAAAUCAUCUAAAAUUAUGUAAUAAAAUAUGGGUGCAAGAGUAGGGAUUUUUUUUUCCUUCUGUGCAUUUAAUUCUGGCAGCAUGGGAAAACUAGAUCCUCUGUAUUGCAUUUAAUAUGGUUAGAAAGUGUGAGACAGGUUAGCAUUCUGGGUUAGACUCUCGGGACUUCAGUCUCUCGGGGGGCAUCUUGGUUUUUUAAAAUUAAUUCUCUCUCUGCAUUUUCUCAUGCAAUGGAGAAAUAAUAAAAUGUGCAGUGUGUAGACUGAAUAUAGAAAACAAAGCUUCUAAAAGAAUGGAAAUGUUUUCUUACACAACUUAGCAAAUUUUAAUUUUAAAAAAAUACCUCAUUUUUUUAGUCCACAAGGUGCUUUAAGUGUCUGAGAUAUUGUGCAGUGCAGUAAAUCCUCCUUCACCCAAAUGUCUUUGAAUCUUAUGCAGAUUCCCCACAGAAGCAAGUGCUAGGUGGGGCUGCUGUUUUAGUCUUUGUUUCCCAGCCCCAGGGUGAACAGGUAUCCUUCCAUUCAAUGCACUUGAGCAAGCACUCAGUCAAUAUUUAAUGAGUUAAUGAAAGGAAAGUCCUGUAAUUCGAUCAUCAGUGAUAGACUGUGACUAUCAGUUUGCUAGGACAGCAGGUGAGCAUCGUUUGAUCUCACUUCAUGAUUUAUUGGCAUGUUUUAGCUAUAGUAAUGAGAUAUUAGUCAUUUUCACAUGAAUUUUCCCUCAGGAAAUUCAGGGACUCUGAGGUCCCUGUUUAUUCUCUUGGAGUAAACUUUCAGUUAGUUGUCAACAUUCUUCAUCUUGGUUUUGAAAAAAGGUUAGCUGCUGUUUCAUUGAAAUUGUGAAAUAAUAUGAUGGUUAUUGCCUUUCCAAUUAUGAGAUAGUUUUCUAUUUUCUCAUUCUCAACUGUUCCACAGAAUAUAGUUUAGAAUAAGGAAAGCAAAUUCCUGUCAGUUACAAAUGCUGUCUCAUUUGUUCUAAGGGGAGUGUAAUGAUUGUAAUUACACAUUAUCAUCUUCACAUAUAACUUGGUGCUUUAUAACAGUAAAGAGAAAGCAGACCCUGUACUCAUUAUACUUCUAGCGCAGAUUGUAAAACUCUUUAAAUGUACACGUAUGUUCAUUUCAUAAGUUUCAAAUAUAAAUUGUCUUGGUUACAGCUCAGGCUUUGUGCAAGUGUUCUAACAAUAUCUUUGCCAAGCAGCUUGGUUCAAUAGCAGAUAUUAUUAAUAAGAUCAAGGUCGGACCCCAUCUCUUUGUGGACCCUCUGGUGUUUACACAGGAGGAAACAGUAUCGUUCAUACCACAUGCCGCUCUGAACCCUCAACAAGCAACCGAAGUGUGUGCCAUUGCUCUAAUACUUAAGCAACAACUAAGAAAAUGUAAAAGCAAAUGCCAAAUGCAUUUGACACCAUCACUCCUCCCAAGUGGUUCCAAGCUUGUUUGAUUGUGAGGUUGUUGAAAAGACAUGGUUUUGAAUUUUAAUACUUUUUACUGUCAUGAAAUGCUUCUUUUAUAUGUUAGGUCAUGCUCAUGAUUCUUCAUUUCUGCAAUUAUGUUCUAAUGAAUUGUGUGCAUGCCAACUUACUCAAGUAAAAAGAUGCAGCUUGCUCUGGAAUGUUAAUCUUUUAGACAGGUUUUUGGCUCAUUUGCAAUCAUGGUGCAAUAUAGCAUAACAUCCAUUUGUUUUCAGUCCACAGUUUUAUUUUUGUCAUAAUAAAUACUUUUCCAAUAUGAA